AUGGAGCACUGCGUUUCCCUGCUUACCAUUACUUUGGAAAAACAGAGGAACGGGGAGAAAGCGGCGAGGGGCAAGGAGAAGAUUCAGCGAGAGACCUUUAAGCCUGCUGCGUCUACAAAAAAGAGAAUCUCCAAACGAACAGCGAAGGAAGAGACACCAAGCCUCAGCACAAGACCUCAACAGGCAGAGGAUGUUGUGAAGGAGCACCUCAUGCUCCACCAGCCUGUCUCAGAUCAGCGCUUCCCCAGCGGUCUGGUGCACUUACUGAUGAAGCACCUGGUGGAUGAAAGGCUCACUGCCAUGGAGUACAGCCCGGCAUGUUCAGCUGUAGCUACCAAGCUGUCCGAUUCCAUUAAGGAUGCGGCUAAAAGCCUUUCCAGUGGACGCUAUAAACUCAUUUGCCAUGUGGCCAUUGGGCAGCUGCGUAACUCUGCCGUUUCCUGCACGAGCCGCAGCAUCUGGAGUGCAGACACAGACACCUUCACAGAGUACCUGUUCAAAAACCAGCAUCUAUUUGCACUGUGUGUUCUCUUUGUCGUGUACCAAGAGUAG
This is a messenger RNA of Tachysurus vachellii, 552 nucleotides long. Its product is annotated as dynein light chain Tctex-type protein 2B. Gene Ontology annotation, cellular component: cytoplasmic dynein complex; cytoplasm. Gene Ontology annotation, molecular function: dynein intermediate chain binding. Gene Ontology annotation, biological process: microtubule-based movement. The transcript is spliced from 3 exons. Lineage: Eukaryota; Metazoa; Chordata; Actinopteri; Siluriformes; Bagridae. The record is from RefSeq and is a predicted model, not a curated record. The coding region runs from base 1 to 552 and encodes 183 amino acids.